AACUGGAUAUUGUUAUGGAUGUUAGAGUCCGACUCACAGGCUCUUGGCGGAUGAUAGUUGAUACGUGCCCAGAUCGUCGUCGAUUCAUCACCCAUUCUCAUGAUGAUAGCGAACUAGUCAACGCUCGUCAACCCCGCCCCGCCUACAUCCUACUUCAUGACCACCACUAAUCUAAAGAAUGCUACAAUUUAUGCACACCCUGGCAUGCCACUGUACACGAUCACCAGCGAUGGGAAACAGACAAAGAUCAACGACCGUCGUACUCCUGGUCGGAUUGUUGCCAUUUUCCACCAGCGAGAAAUUCUCCCAAAUACCGUUUCAUUUCCAGAACGGAAUGGUAAUGCACCGAUCAGCGUGCAAAAAUGGCUCCGAAAGACCAAACUUGCAGACGGAACGACUGCUUUUAUCAUGGGGACCGAUUACGGGCCUUACGUGUGGAAGAUGGUUUCAGGCCAUCGUCAAAAGGUUUACGCUCAAUGUGACUUGGACAGACCAAUUGCGUCCUGUUCAUUUCAUGCCACACUGUCAAAUGGAAAACCUGCAUUUUCACUGGAAUACGAUGCAGAACCUUUGCGGGAAGAUAUUCUAGUGGCUUAUCUACUCCAGAGGCAACGAGUAAUGUCAGAGGACAGGCUUAUUGACGUCUUUGUAGGAUCUCCAGCAGGGUAGACAAUACGUCAUGGACGCUGUUAUAGGGUUUAGGACAUCUCGACAGAAGUACAAUUUAUUCCACUAGGACUUGCUCAUACAUAUCGCACAUAAUUCAGUUUCUCAACCAAUGAUCAGGAUGUUACCGAUGA
This is a messenger RNA of Suillus clintonianus, 800 nucleotides long. RefSeq lists its product as uncharacterized. The transcript has 4 exons. Bases 157 to 669 code for a protein of 170 amino acids. NCBI's taxonomy places the organism in Eukaryota, Fungi, Basidiomycota, Agaricomycetes, Boletales, Suillaceae. The record is from RefSeq and is a predicted model, not a curated record.